Molecule: messenger RNA, 1983 nt
Organism: Camellia sinensis
Lineage: Eukaryota; Viridiplantae; Streptophyta; Magnoliopsida; Ericales; Theaceae
Source: RefSeq, a predicted model, not a curated record
AUGUCCCCAUCUUCAACACCAUUCCCAACUUCUAUUCCAAUUCCUUCUUCAUCAACACCUCAAUCAAUCGCCAUGAAACAACAGUUCCUUCUCUCUCUCCUCUUCUCUUCUCUCUUUCCACUCAUCAAAACCCAACAACAAUAUUCAGGAAGCUCAGUAAUGGAUUGCAAUAACAGUGACCAAACAAGCCCAUCUCCAUCUUUUCUCUACACCUACAAUGGCCAAAACUCAUCUUGCCAGGCCUUUCUCAUCUUCAAAUCCCAACCUCCUUAUGAUUCAGUCCCAUCAAUCUCAGCUCUCACUUCUUCAAACCCAUUAGACCUCGCUCAAAUCAACAAUGUCACUAGGCUCACAGUCUUCCCAACAGGCAAAGAAGUCAUUGUUCCAGUGAACUGUUCUUCUUCAUGUCAGUACUAUCAAGCCAACACCACUUUCUUUAUCCUAACCAACGAUACAUAUUUCACCAUAGCAAACAACACAUUCCAAGGAUUAUCUACAUGUGACUCGCUUAUGCGCGCGAAUCAGCAAUACAGCGAGAAUAGAUUGUACGAGGGACUCGGAUUGCAUAUACCCCUUCGCUGUGCUUGUCCUACGAGGAAACAAGCUGCCAAUGGCGUCAAAUAUCUACUGACUUACUCAUUGGAUUGGGACGAUAAUAUUCCUGAUAUUGCUGACAGGUUCGAUUCAAGUGAACAGAGCGUGCUCGAUGCAAACGGGUUUUUAGAACAAGGUCCAACUCUUUAUCCCUUCACAACAAUUUUGAUCCCUCUGUCAACAGAACCCUCAAGCUUGAACACCAUAAUUCACCAAUACAAACCCGUUGUUUCGCUUACACCACUACCUCUUACUAAUACUACUACUACUAUCAAGAUCAAAGGAUCAAAAGGAAUGGUUUAUGCGGGAGUGGGAACUGCAGCAGGUUCUCUGCUGCUACUCUCAAUUGCCAUUGCAUUCGCUAUGUUUUUGCUAAAAAACACAACAGGUAGAGUUUCUCAGAUUAAUUGUGAAGAAAAAGGAAAAUUGGGAUUGCCCAAAGAUCUGCUUGUGGAAAUUGCCAGCAUCGAACACGACCUGAGAGUGUUUGAAUUCGAGGAACUCAAGAAGGGUACAGACAAUUUUAGUUCCAACAGCCAGAUAAAGGGUUCUGUGUAUCGUGGAACGUUCAGUGGUGAAGUUCUAGCUGUUAAGAAAAUGGGUACCGAUGUAUCCGUGGAAGUGAACAUGUUGAACAAGAUCAACCACUUUAAUCUGAUAACACUUCACGGUAUCUGCCAAUGCCAUGGCUGUUUCUACCUAGUUUUUGAGUACAUGGCCAAUGGCUCUCUAAAAGAAUGGCUUCACAAGAAAAGUUCAAACGAGAGAAGAAGCUGGACUCAAAGGAUUCAAAUUGCCCUCGAUGUUGCCAAUGGGCUUAACUACCUUCACAGUUUUACCAAGCCUGCCUACGUGCACAAGGAUGUGAAGAGCAGCAAUGUUCUACUCGACAGACAUCUAAGGGCAAAGAUUGCCAAUUUCAGUCUUGCGAGAACAGCAUUGAAGGGAACAAACAGUGAAUGUAAUAUUGUGUCAACACUGGUUUCGGGUACUAGAGGUUAUUUGGCACCUGAGUAUAUAGAGACAGGGCAAGUGAGUCCCAAGAUCGAUGUCUAUGCUUUUGGAGUGGUGAUGUUGGAAUUGAUCACAGGAAAAGAUGCUGUCAUUCAGAAGGAAGGUCAUGAAGUGAUACUUUCAACAGCAAUAGCUUCAAUUAUGGAGGGAGAAAAUGCAGAAACCAGGCUUGGUUUGUUUAUCGAUUCUAAUCUUGCAGAAAAUGGAGGCAUGGUGUAUGCAUUGCGAGUGGUGAAGUUGAGUUUGAUGUGCUUGACACAAGAUCCAUCAAACAGACUGAGCAUGGCAGAGGUAGUGUCUGCUCUGAUGAAAAUUCAAGUUGACUUAAAGAAUUCAGAAUCAGCGUAUGCUGAGUGUCCUUCGGAGAGUGAUUGA